GCAUGAGCGUGCGCUCGGUAGUACCCAGGGGAACAUGGCGGCUGCUCCUUUGGACGAGAGGGAUUGAGAGGUGCGGAGGUAGGAGGUCGACAGGAGGGACACACCCGGCAGUGAACCGGAGCACUUCGCUCUUCAUUCACUAAGAGCUCUGCUCCGUGCCAGAAGUGACUUAGAACAUCACUAUGGCUACAGAAAUUGGUUCUCCUCCUCGUUUUUUCCAUAUGCCAAGGUUCCAACACCAGGCACCUCGACAACUGUUUUAUAAGCGACCUGAUUUUGCACAGCAGCAAGCAAUGCAACAACUUACCUUUGAUGGAAAACGAAUGAGAAAAGCAGUAAACCGAAAAACUAUAGACUAUAAUCCAUCUGUAAUUAAGUAUUUGGAGAAUAGAAUAUGGCAAAGAGACCAGAGAGAUAUGCGGGCAAUUCAGCCUGAUGCAGGUUAUUAUAAUGAUCUGGUCCCACCUAUAGGGAUGUUGAAUAAUCCUAUGAAUGCAGUAACAACAAAAUUUGUUCGAACAUCAACAAAUAAAGUAAAGUGUCCAGUAUUUGUUGUUAGGUGGACUCCAGAAGGAAGACGAUUGGUCACUGGAGCUUCUAGUGGAGAGUUCACCUUGUGGAAUGGACUCACUUUCAAUUUUGAAACAAUAUUACAGGCUCAUGAUAGCCCAGUGAGGGCCAUGACUUGGUCACAUAAUGACAUGUGGAUGUUGACAGCAGACCAUGGAGGAUACGUGAAAUAUUGGCAGUCGAACAUGAACAACGUCAAGAUGUUCCAGGCACAUAAGGAGGCGAUUAGAGAGGCCAGUUUCUCACCCACGGAUAAUAAAUUUGCUACAUGCUCUGAUGACGGCACUGUUAGAAUCUGGGACUUUCUUCGUUGCCAUGAGGAAAGAAUUCUCCGAGGGACCAAACCCAUGGGAAUUGCCCUGACCAGGAAUCAAACCAGGGACCUUUUGCUUUGUGUGAGGACACCCAACCAACUGAGCCACACCUGUCAGGGUGAAUUUUGUUUUUUAUGUGGGGGCUCUUUUUAUUUUAAGUUUUUCCUAUGGAAAUUUCAAACAUGCUCAAAAGUAUCAUGCAUCUGUUUGUACUUAAAGGAUUUAUGUUAUAGCUUAUUUGUGUUUUUCCUUUUUUAAAAGAAUAUUUUACUUGCUUUAUAGUUGAUGGUUUUUUUCUUAAUAUCUCAAUGAGUAUAUGGGAUAAAUACGACUGUUUUAAACCAAGUUAAUUAUACCACUCAAGUAGUAGUUUUAAUAGCAGGUCUGGUGUAAUGGGUUAGUUAUUAGAUUCCAAUACCCAUUUUCUGUCAUUCCUUGUUUUUUUUAAAUUUUCUGAAUUUGAGAAGAUUAUAAAAUAAUGAAACCAAUGCUAUUAUAAUUGUCCUCUUUCACUUGGUUGGUUGGGGAUCAGGGGAUGAUGGAACUCUAGUUCCUUAAGUCAAACAAAUAGGGACAGGACCUUCCAACUUCUAAAAGUUGCCCUAUGUAUAGAUGACAUGUUCUUGUAUCCCAUACACACUGUACAACAUUGGGCAGGUAAGCAUAUGCCUAUGGCAUGUUAGUGUUGUAUCUAUCAGACCAUCAUUUGGGAUUAAGUAUUUAAAAAAUCCAAGAACAUUUUAAUUGAAGGGGAGGUUCAUGAUCAUUCAGUCUAACUCUUUAUUAAAUACUUUCCUUUUCUGCAUCAUUCCUAAAAGCAAUCUUGUGUUCAGACAUUUUUAGUAAUAAUUACAUAGCUCUGAUUUUCAGAGAGUUUUGUUAUAUCAGAAAUCUGCAUCCUUACAGCUUAUCCUGCCUCGGAAACAUGAAAAAUUAAGUCUGCUCUGCUCCACAUGGCACUCUUUGGGGUAUUUGAAGACAGCUGUCAUGUCUUCUUAAUGUAGUCUUCAGCCUUAAAUGUGCAGAAUCCCUGUGUAUGCAGAAGCCAUGAUACUGUGCUACCCAGUGCAGUCCUUUCUGAGAUUGUUCUUAGGAUUCUUGGAAAGGAAGAAAUUCCGUAAGAAAGAGUAAUCAGUAUUUUUAAGGUUAUAAUGAGCAUAAGUCUAUUGUCAGAAAACUUGCUAUUCAAAAGGUCAAGAUUGGUCCAUAUGCUGGAAAAACAUAGGCACUUGGAAAAUUGAAUAUAGUGUAACAUUGAGAAGUACCAUGAAUAUGUCUACCCAUAUGCAAGUCAGCAUCAUAUAUACACAUUUAUCCUUUUCUAGUAUGAAUUACAGCACUCGGUUUAUAGAUUGGGAUUAAAAUAACAUUUAAGCAGCAGGAAUGUAUAAGCUUCUAGAUUACUGAUGUUUACACAUUUGACUCUAAGUGAAAUAAACCCAUUAAAAUUGAUUAAUUUAGUUAGCAUAUACUAUACACACUUUCGUAGGUAGGUUUUUGUAUAUUUAAAACAAGUUAUAAGCCCUGUCAUGCUUCUUAAAGUUCAAGGGAAAAGUAACAUUUUUAGAAGUUCAAGAUGUUGGAUAGUAUGGGAGAAGAAUCAUGAUAGUGUUAGACGUAUAGUUUGUUAGUGAAGAGUUAGAAGCAGGUUACUUAAUGACCAGCUAAAAUGUAAAUGAGAAGGGUUGAAAAUAUGGAGUCAGCAAGAAGUGAAUUUUAGUGAGAAGCAUAAUAUUCUUUAAAGGAAUUCAGGCUGCAAGUUCCUCAUGCUUGAAUUUUGUUUUACCUUCCUGAUUUUAACAAUAAUAGCUGACACAUUAUAAUUACUAUGUAUCAGUCCUGUUCUAAGUAUUUCAUUUAGUUUUCCUAAUAACCCUGUGAGACAGAUACUUUCAUCCACAGUUUACAAAUGAGUAAACAAGGUAGGAAAAGUCAAGUACCCAAGGUCAUAUUUGAACCUAGGUUGUUUGGUUCUAGAGUUCAUACUAUGUUUAACUGCCUCUUUUAUGUUUUAAAAGUAACAUCAGCAAUAAUGUUUUCCUGAGCUGUGAUGACAGAAUUGUAGAGGUUUUUUUUGUUGUUGUUUUUUAAAAGGAGAGGGAUGUGGGUAGAAGGAACUCAUUUAGGUAACUCAAGUUCAUUUUUCCAUUCUUUUUAACCCAAAAAUUUAAACACAAUGAACAGUUCAAACUGCAAAUGGGUUAUCAGGUACAUACUAGGUUAUAUAACUAGAACAUGGACAUAAGGAGUUAUACUGAGACUUAUUCAGGAGAUGAUACCUGUUUUCACUUUUUAAAUACAUCACUCAUGGAGAGGAAAUGAACCCCUGAGUACACACAGCUUGAGAAAAAGAAUAUUAUUAAUACUUUUGAAAAGUCCCAUGUAUUCCUUCCUGUUUGCAUUUGACUGAUUUUUAAUAAAUGAGAUAAACCCCUCCGCAAAGGUUUUGUGGUUUAGCAGUGUGUUUUUGAACUGUAUGAAGAAGAUGUGUAUAAAGUCUGAGUGUUUCAAAAGUCUGUAAUACUUUUUAUUGGAAAUUCAGUUGUUAAAGUAAAAUUGACAAACCACGUAGUUUAUGAUUUAAAGGACAUUAGUUUUUUUAUUUUAAGAUUUUAUUUAUUCAUUUUUUAGACAGAGGAGAAGGGAAGGGAGAAGGAGAGGGAGGGAAACAUAAGUGUGUGGUUGCCUCUUAUGCACCCCCAGCUGGAAUCCUGGCCCAUAACCCAGGCGUGUGCUCUGACUGGAAAUGGACCCGUGACCUGGUGACCGGUUCGCAGGCCUGUGCUCACAGAAUCCUGUGUGUUUUUUCCAAGAUUAAAAACAGAAGCACCCAUCUUUGUUUAAAAUAGCCUGUAGCAGAAAAACUUCUUCCACUAACAUAGUAUGCUUUAAUAUUAAAGCACUUCAGGCAUAUCUUAUUUAAUUAUCCAUCAACAAUGUGGACCCAUGUUACAUGGGGACACCUUUUUUCUCUAUCUGGGUUUGCUUAUUUUGGGGAAGAAUUUAUUUAAGGCUCUUGUCUCUCUGCUUUCUUAAAAGACUGGAUCAUUGUAGGUUUUCCUAUGUAAAUAAUUAUCUGAGUAUAAUAUGAAAGGGGAAAAGAUUUAAUACUUACUUCUAAAGCACACUACUUAAAUUAGUGUAGUAAGGCCCUAUUCAUUUACAUUCAAACUUUUACAGAAAUUAUUUUAGAUUUUUAUAUUUGGCUUUGUUACUUCUAUCUCGAUAUUUACAUCUUGAAGAUCUCUAUCUUGUUUUAAACAUUGCACAUAAUAUGGCAAAAACUUGUUGAAAAGAAAUCUGUGGCUUUCUUGGAAUGGCAGUGCUGUGUGUUGCUGCCAUCAUAUUCAGUGUUCUAACUGAGUUGAGAGGGAUUCCCAGACACUCCUGUACGUAAACAUUCCAGUUUUUUGACAGUAACAAAUUACUAUGAUUUACAAUGUGGGCAGCCAGCUUUCAGACAGAACCUUUGAAUCUUUGUGUUUAUUAAAUAUGCUAUAAUUUUCUACUUUAGUUAACUUUGAGUGAUGAGACUUAAACAAUUUAGUCAUCCUGCUAUAUUGUAGGGCUUCCUAGCUAAUUAGAUUUUUGAUAGUUUUUACAGUUAAAAUUCAGAGAUUUGGAAAGAGUUGAUAAAAUUAGCUAAAUAUAUAAUAGGCUUUUGACUUGUUAGUAGGUGUGUCCUUUAAUAAAAAUAUAUGAUUAGAAUAUGGUGUCAUAAAAAAUAGUUAUUUGUAGUGAUUAAGUACUGCAACAGAUGCUUUUUUCCCCCAUUCACUUGUUCUUUUACUCACCUUGUUAUGUAUAGCAGAAAACCGUUGUUUGAUUUAAAUCAUAUUUCAGGAAUUUUGAGUAGUAUGUAUAGUACUACUGAUCAGUUUAGUUUAAAGAGACCAGAAUAAGAAUUUCUGUUUAAAAGAGGUGAUAGUUUCUAGGUCACUUACUCUUUUUUACAGAUUGUUUCAUAACAUAGUCUUAAUUUUUCCACAGUGCACUGUUAAAGUCUCUCAAGGCCAUUCCAUUGAGGCCUCUUUGUGUUUUUUCCCCUUGAAUAUAUUUUAAUAAAAUUCUCUUUGAGAGAACUUGGCUUUUUACAUGGUUUUAGAAUAGCUAGUUAUUUGGAUUAGCACAGUGAAUUAUAUCUAUGUUAACUUGCUAAUGUUUUUACAUAUUAUGGUCGGUCUCUAGGGAACACCAGGAAGAAAGGCUGUGGUAUCUUUGAGCAAGUGGUAGGUAAGGGCUUCUCUACAGCCCAGUGUCCAGCUUUGUUAUAGCCACCACGCCCCCCACCAACUGGUAUAUGCCUCUUGUCUGUAGUUCUUCUGGCAAAAGUACUGAUGUUAUGUAGAGAUCCAUUGUAAAAUACAUAGCUUAAAAAGUGUCUGAGUUGUUGCUUUUUUUCAGGCUAUGUACAUAUUUUCUUCCUUUUUAAAUUAUUCCAGUGUUGAAUCUUGAGCAUUCUCUACACCUAACAUUACCAUCUUCCUUUGCCUGUCACAGGUUGUGGGAGCCCCUAUUCAGUUUCCAGGUUUGUUUUGUCAAAGAUGACAAUUAUAAGUGUUCUACCACAUUAAAACAGUUAGGAAAUACUAAGGGAAGUCAACAUGAGUACAGAACCAAGGAGUGCAAGGGUGAGUUCUAGAAACUCCAUACCAGAGUUAAAUCUCCAACAGAAAAUUUUUAUGUAGCAUUAAAUAAAAGUAAUUUGUGAUACCAGGAGUCAUCAAAAGAUUGAGUAGUAGUUUGUGUUCCUGUGAAGCCCAGUGACUGCUUUUUCUAAUAAAUAUUAAUUAGCCUCCACUUUCCUGAAAUGAAUUUCAUUGGUAAUGACCACUGCACAUAAAACUUUUUUGAAGGGGGACUGUGCAUGGAUGCAUGCAUGCACACACACACACAGGCUCUGAGAAGAAAAAUCUUUACAAGUAAAGUGCUCAUUAAAUGACAUUAUGGCUUCCAUUUGAGAACCAGUGCAAAAGCAACAUUAGCAUAAAGCAACCCUAUUUUUAUAGCAUUAGUGGAUGGGGUCAGGCUAUUGUAGACAGCCCAUAGGUAUUCUUUUGGACUAAUCUGUGGAUCAGGGUAGAGGAUCAUAGCUGCAGGAUUGAAAGGUCAUUUCCAAAAAGUAAGUUUUCAUUAGAUGUUUGUUACCUGUGAGGCAAGUAUUCAAAUCUUUUCUUGGUCUCAGUCCCUUUUAACUUAAAAAAAAAAUUAAUCUAAAGAAGGCUUACCAUGCAGGUUUAUAGGUGAUUCAAACUACAAGUUCUUCAGAUAUCAGGAUUCAAGAAGACACUGUGAUGUUAAACUUUAUGGUGGCAUUUAAUUAUUGAUGAUUAGGAUAGGAAAAGGUCUGGAAAUCACUAGAAGAGUAAAGGGAAGUUUAAUACUCAGUUUGGAUAACAGAGACUUAAGAGUCAUUUACAAAUAUUUAAAAGACUUUAUAUGAAAGAAUUGGAUCGAAUGUAUUUAGGGAUGGGGAGGAUGUAGGACUUCAUACUUGGAUUAAACUAUGGAAAUUUGUUUUUGUAGAGAGACUAGCACUGUUAGGCUUGCUUUGCUGAAGUUGUGUCAUGGUUAGCUUGCCAGCUGUUAGGGAGACUAGAGGACAUUCCCUUUCCAGAGGAAUGGUUUGAUUUCCUGUUUUAAGGAAGACUCAAAAGUCUGAAAGUGGACAACACAUUGGAUACAAAGGGUUAUUAAGUAGAUAGGAUAUGUCCCAGGAGGACAUACUGCCAACUCUGCGCCAGAAUUGUUUUUGUUGAGACAUGAUAUCAUUUAUUACUGUUACUUGAAGUAGCCUUAAAACCACCUAAAUAUUUUAAAAUAUUUGUUCAUACUUUAAAUUAUAUAUAUUCAUAUAUAUGAAGUGUACAAAUCUCAAGUGUACAGUAUGAGGUCAUUUUUUACAUAUUUACACACUGUUGUAACUACUUUCCAGAUCAAGGUAUAGAAUGUUUUCAACACUCAAAAGAUUUCUUCAUGCUUUUUUCCACCUAAGUCUUUAUUUGGUAGGUUAAACUUUCAAAGGUAUUUUCAUUAAAUUUCCUUAGAAAAUAAACUUGGAGGAGAGUAAUACUCUUCUCCAAAUUUAUUUUGCCAUUUUAUGGUUUCUGUGAUCUUUCUCUUGUGUAGUGCGGCUGUCUUAAUUUCCUUUUUUUGAUUUGUCACUGUGUUCUUUGGGAAAUUUUUUUUUUUUUUUCCUGAUUAGCUUCAUUUCCCGCUACUAAAAGUAAUACAACCAGUCAGUAUAUCAAGAGUAUCGUAUAUUAUUAUAAUCACAGGUUCUGGAAUGUGAAUUUUAGUCACAGUUUUAUCCCUUAUCUUUUAGUCACAGUUUUAUCCCUUUAGUCACAGUUUUAUCCCUGUGACAUGGAAACCAGUCAUGUUUUUGUGUCUAUGGUCUCAUUUAUAGAGUGGCGAUUAAUAAUUAGUCCUGACUUUACUGAGUUGUGAGAAUUAAAUGGGUUAAUACAUGAGAAGGAUUGAACUGGUGCCUUAGAGAACAUUCAGCGUUAUGUCAUUUGCAAAGAUAAUUUCAGAGCUGCUUUCAUACCUCUGCCUAUCUAAGAUGAAAAUGGUUAUUUUAGAAGUAUAUUUUGCUCUCUUCAUUUAAAUAGUUUUUAGCCAUUGCCAUUACUUACUAUAGUAGUAAGGUUUUUAUUUACAGGUAGUCCACCAAUAUCGUGGACCUUAAAUAUGACCACCAAUUUAAACAAACUUGUCAUUGUUUUCUAAUGUUUUUACAUGUAAAAUAUUUAGCACUUAAAAUUGGCCUUUUUAAGUGUACAGUAUGAGGUC
Messenger RNA from Artibeus jamaicensis (Jamaican fruit-eating bat), 7679 nucleotides. It is a transcript of the gene WDR33, whose product is annotated as WD repeat domain 33. Lineage: Eukaryota; Metazoa; Chordata; Mammalia; Chiroptera; Phyllostomidae. Gene Ontology annotation, molecular function: protein binding. The record is from RefSeq and is a predicted model, not a curated record. The coding region runs from base 183 to 1142 and encodes 319 amino acids. The transcript is spliced from 8 exons. Gene Ontology annotation, cellular component: mRNA cleavage and polyadenylation specificity factor complex.